Effrenium voratum is the source of this 1142-nucleotide messenger RNA. Lineage: Eukaryota; Dinophyceae; Suessiales; Symbiodiniaceae. The record is from the annotation of a GenBank genome assembly.
GCAUGCACACGCCUCUAUUGGUUCAAGUAUUGGUUCAAGGAUCAGGUCAGCUGUAAAACGUCGAGUUCGUAGGCAAUGGACCUGAAUGGAGGCAAAGCUCUAUGCGCUGGAAUUUUGUUUAUCGUAGCCUUAACUGGCGCUGCUUUGUCGUUGUUUGCUGCAAGCUUUUCGGCGAAGAUCGUCCGAGUUUGCAAUGCCGGAGCUGGUGGAAUCCUGCUCGCGGUUACCCUGGUACACAUGCUCAGCGAAAAUUCUGAAGAGUUGGAGCAGCCUGGAGUCAAAAUUGCGGAGUUCUUCACCGGCAACAAGUCUGCCGAAGCAUUUCCAUUGGGUUUUGCACUGGCAGGCCUCGGCUUUCUCGCAAUUCUGUCAGUGGAAGUUUUUUUGCCGGGCAGAGAGCCCGAUGAGUCUCGCGCAGUGAAUGACGAGGGUCGGUCGAGCGGCUAUCAUAGACAUCAAAGGGAGAGUUCUGAGGAGGACUUCGAUUCAGACUCUGAAGCAGGUUCGGAUGUCGCAGAGAUCAUUGUUUUACCAUCUGAAAAGUCUUGUGCUGCAGGUUUGUCAGCACUGAUAGGACUGUGUGUGCAUUCCUUUAUUAAUGGAGCUGCCACUGGAGCUGCUGGUGAUGUGUCGGAUUUAUUCCAAAUGUUUGUUGCUAUCAUCGCGCACAAGCUUUUUGCAUGCUUCUCUGCUGGAUCUUUAUUGUUGCACAGCGUCUCAAUGAGGGCCUGGUGGGCAUUAAUGGUGCUUCUUGGUUCGAUGACUCCAUUAGGCAUUGCGCUUGGCGCUUUGCUUACGACAAGCUUUGAGGGCCCUCGUGCUGCUGGCUUGGUUUGCGUUGCGGCAGGGAGUUUGCUGUGUGUCGCUGUCUACGAUAUGCUUAUGCCUUCAUUGAUUCUUGGGAAAGGUCAAUGGAAGAGGCGAAGCUUCUUGGCAGCUUUGCUAGGAUUCUGUAUAAUGUCCCUGCUGGCCAUUUGGUCCUAACAGGGCUGCGUAGAGGGGUGGUUUUGCAACGAACUGUUCAGAGGGGUGGUUUUAUUUACUUUUGUAGCCGGCCGCGAGGGGUGGUUCUGCAGUCAGCAAACGUUGACAUCAGCAUGACCGCUCAACUCGAUUUGACGCGAAGACUUGCAGAAAGAAAG